UCCAGCAAAAACUCCCAGGACGUCAAGGUAGUGGGGGUUGGAGGCAGAUUUCACUAGAUAUAAAGCCAAGAUCUCAGGACUUCAACCUGCAAACAUCAUCAGAAUACACCGUCUCAGAUGACCACACUGACAAAAAUGGAUUCUAUAAACAUCUGGUAUGUUAUUUUACAAUUCAAAAGCAUAAUUUAAGUACAUUUUCUUGUAACAUCGACUCCCAUUGAGGAUGGUUCACUCUCAGGAAUAUAUAUAUAUAUAAUGUAUUCAUGAUACAUUAACAGCAUAUCAAAAUGUACAUGAACAGUAUAUCUGUCUAGAUAAGGAAGACAGAGAGAAACCUUGGUCAUGUUGGCUAUAAUACCGUGAUGUUAAAUAAUGUAGAGUGGAUGAAUAUUGUACAUGCAUCAGGACACUUCUCUCUAUAUAAAGGAACAGCCUUGGUAGUGCAAGGGCUGGCCGUCUGUCAGUGUGUGUUGAGGUUGGGGGGUGUUGGUGAGGGUCUGUUAGAUGUGUGUGUGUACGUGUGCUGUCCCUAGGUUGUCGUUGGCCGUGCUUCUGCUGGCGUCCUGUGUCUGUCUAGCAGAUGAGGCUCUGGCUGAGAACAGGAUCAAACAUCACGCUUCAGGGUUGACAUCCUUACGUUCCAGGCGCAUGGUUGGGGGAACACUGGCUCCUCUGGUGCCCUGGCAAGCCAUGGUGUCCCUGGAGGAGCUGAAUGGAAGCUAUGCAGGUGGAGCUCUCAUUGCCCCAAAUUGGGUUCUGACAGCGGGCAGGAACCUGUUUGUUAAGAAGAAUCGCAUGGACACGCAGAGCACAGAGGCAGCAAUCCCUAAGGUGUACCUGGGCAUCACAGGGCGGCCCCAGGCUGACGCCUCGAAAGAGGUUGCUGUGGAGAAGGUGUUCCUACACCCAGGCUUCCAGAACCAGUCUGACUGGGACAACAACCUGGCUCUGAUCCAACUGAAGACACCUGUGGUACUGGGGCCAAAUGUGUACCCCAUUCCCCUGCCAGAGUUGGGUCAGCACUUGGCAGACAGCCAGGGAGAAGUCGGGGUCAUUGCUGGCUGGGGGUGGGGGGCUCUCUUCAGCCCCGCUCAGUCACUGAAACAUCUAGUACUACCAUUAGCCGAUGACAUCUCCUGUAAAACAAAUGAGAACAGUGGGAGGUUGCUGCACAGCAGGCCGACUGUGGAUGAAACAAUGUUCUGCACAGGGCAAAGCAGAUACCAGGAGAAUUUGUGUUACGGAGAUGCAGGGGGAGCACUGGUGGUCAGGGCCCACAGAGACGUGUAUGCAGCUGGGAUACUGUCCUUUGACAAGGCCUGCUCCACUGAGAAGUAUGCCAUCUACAUGAAACUGUCCGCAUACCUUCCAUGGAUCCACAGCGUUCUGAGGGGAGACACCAAGGAGUCCGCCACUCACCGCGCUGCAGUCGUAUCCGAGAUGCACUCCUGGCAACGGUCCUGAGUCUCACGAGACAGCAGUGGAUGGUUAAACUGAUAGCUGAACACUCGCAACACACUUUGCUGGGUUAUUCCAGCACUUAAUUUGAAUAAUUUAGAGUGGUUUAGUGUCUCUGAUUGUUGCCAUUCACAGUUUUGUAAACAAAUCUGUUUAUAGAAACUCUAUAAAAACGCUUUUUGGGAUAGUGUCAAACAUUAUCCUUGAAACUAUUGGUGUACCAAAUAAGCUAUAACUAAUAUAAGAUCAUGCCAGUAAACAUUUUGUUAUUCAAAAGUAUAAAAAUACCUUUUUGAAAACUGUUGCUUCUUCCUGGACAGCAUACCUAAUAGAACUUCUCUUUGAAAGCUAUUAAAGCUCAAGUCAACAUAAAAGUGGCAGUCGGCUGAAAGUGUUUCUCUCUUGAAGAGCAGAGUUCAUUCAUGCGUAAUCUGAGUAUGUAUAACUAUGCAAUAUAAUGUAUCCAUCUCAGUGCACAAACUGCCAGCAACAAUCCUUUCAGUUCCUUAUCUUCAUUGACAAAUUGUUAAGUGUAUGCAGGUGUGUAGGCCACACCCAUUACUUGCCAAAACCUGUUUGUUGUUGAUAAUGAGUGGUUAAUUACUGGGAGAAAUAAGGACAUGCAGAAUGUUUUGUAUAGACAUCAGCUAUUUUAGGCAUGGUUGAUCCUAAAAACAUUGCUAUUCCAUCCAAUUUGAAAUGUAAACAUGAACCGACAGUAGCUGUUUGUUUUUUUUGCCUCUUAGAGUGCAUGAAGUGGUGACCAACUUUGUCACACCUGCCAUGAUAGCAUUGGCGUAACAUAUCACCACAGCAAGUGGAACAGCACACAUGGAGGAAGGGUUUCUAAGUUGGUCUGAAUAUUGAAUGAGAGAAAGAUAGAGAGAGUGCUACUGGAAAGAGGGAGGCAUAAACAUAAAUGUUGUGAAGUAGAAACGGGU
Osmerus eperlanus (European smelt) is the source of this 2399-nucleotide messenger RNA. It is a transcript of the gene hp, whose product is annotated as haptoglobin. The coding region runs from base 505 to 1464 and encodes 319 amino acids. The record is from RefSeq and is a predicted model, not a curated record. Gene Ontology annotation, molecular function: serine-type endopeptidase activity. The transcript has 4 exons. Gene Ontology annotation, biological process: proteolysis. Lineage: Eukaryota; Metazoa; Chordata; Actinopteri; Osmeriformes; Osmeridae.